CGAACAUUCACGAUCUCUCUCGAGUCUCCGCACAUACUCCCCCAGCAUGCCUAUAAAGAUGUCGCAAUCUCUCCAUCCCUGGCAUAGAACGUCAUCCAAAGCACUCCACACCUAUCACAAACACUCGCAGACACGUUUGGUUUCCUUCUUAUUUUCGGACAAAACCGGUUCGCGAAAUGGCAUCAACUACAUUGGCAUGCCCUUGCUUGCCUUUCGUAUCGAACAAGGCCGGGGCCAGCCCGACGUCGUUAAGAAGAGUUGGGCCGUGCUCCGCCUUCUUUCCGUCCACAAGCAACGUGAGCAAGCACAAGAGUUUGGCCACGGUGAGGGCUCAGGCCGCCGGAGGAGAUAACAAAGACACGGCGGUCGACGUCCACACCAGCAGCCAAGGCAACCAACAGCAGGGGACCGCGGUUGAGCGGCAGCCCCGCGGGAUGGCCCUCGAUAUCUCUCCUUUCGGCUUAUUGGACCCCUUGUCUCCAAUGAGGACGAUGCGCCAAAUGCUGGACACGAUGGACCGAUUAUUCGAGGAUGCUAUGCCGUUUCCCGGAAGGAGCCAAUCGGCAUCUGAGAUAAGAGCACCUUGGGACAUCAAAGAUGAUGAAAACGAAAUCAAGAUGCGCUUUGACGUGCCUGGACUCUCCAAAGAAGACGUGAAGAUAUCUAUCGAGGACGAUGUCCUCGUUAUCAAAGGAGAACACAAGAAGGAAGGAGGCGGAGAUGAUUCUUGGUCAGGGAAGAGUUACAGUUCCUAUGACACUCGCCUUCGUCUCCCUGAUAAUUGCGAAAAGGAUAAGGUAAAAGCAGAGCUGAAGAAUGGAGUUCUCUUGAUUUCUGUUCCUAAGGCCAAAGUAGAGCGGAAGGUGAUUGAUGUUUCGAUUCAGUAAGAACUUGUGUUUGCGAUUGUUCGCACAAGGUUGCUUUUCUUUUUGGUUUCUCGGUUAGUCUCGUGGCAUCUUAGGCUUGGGAGUGAAGUCCUCUUUUAAUACUAUGUUUAAUUUACUAUGUGUAAAUAGUAUGUGAAAAAAUGAUAAGCCGCAAUCAUAUAAACUUUCUUGAACUGAA
This is a messenger RNA of Rhododendron vialii, 1065 nucleotides long. RefSeq names its product small heat shock protein, chloroplastic. Gene Ontology annotation, biological process: response to heat. The coding region runs from base 177 to 887 and encodes 236 amino acids. The transcript is spliced from 2 exons. The record is from RefSeq and is a predicted model, not a curated record. NCBI's taxonomy places the organism in Eukaryota, Viridiplantae, Streptophyta, Magnoliopsida, Ericales, Ericaceae.